Callorhinus ursinus (northern fur seal) is the source of this 1242-nucleotide messenger RNA. RefSeq names its product apolipoprotein H (gene APOH). NCBI's taxonomy places the organism in Eukaryota, Metazoa, Chordata, Mammalia, Carnivora, Otariidae. The record is from RefSeq and is a predicted model, not a curated record.
GUCAACUUUCCAAUCCCUAAAACGGAUCUAGAAAUCUGCCUAGACAGAUCUAAGAAGUAUUAAGAAUGAUGAGCAGGACUUUGUGUUGACUUGAUGUGAGAAGACUGAGGUUUUGAGGAUAGCUUUGAGGUUGCUCCUGGAGCUCCCAGGAUGAUCUUGUUACUAACUGCAAGUAAAACAGAAGUCUAGAAGAAAUCAUCAUUUUCUGAAAGAAGAUGAUGAACUUGGAUUUUUAGGGAUUGUAGUUUUAGAUGCUUCCCUGUGGAUGUUCUUUAGAAUCAUGCAUCUGGAAACUGGAAUAUCAUUUUAGAGGGUGUGGAGACUGAAACCCAGAGAUGGUCCAAAAUUCCUAUGUCAAGACUGUGGGGGAAGCAGAUGCUCCAGACUUCUGAUGCUCCACCCACUACGUACACAAAACUAAGGAUAGGGAAUGAGAGGUCUGGAGUAGAGGCCUGAAAAUCUGGGAAUCACCAGGAUUCUAUCGGAGGUGGUAAUGGACCGUGUUGUGCCAUUAAAAUAAAUGUUAUGAAGACGGAAACCAUUUGCCAAAGAUUUCACAACAAACCCACGGAAGUGAAAGUAAAUGAUUAAAAAAUCAGAGGAAACCAUUUUGGUAGUGUCUGUGUGAGUCAUCCACAAUGAUUUCUCUGGGGCGCUUCUUGUUCUCGAUUUUUCUCUGCCAUGUUGCUACUGCAGGACGGACCUGUCCCAAACCAGAUGUUUUACCAUUUGCCACCGUUGUUCCAUUAAAAGAAUCCUAUGACCCAGGGGAGCAGAUCGUGUACUCCUGCCAUGCGGGCUACGUGUCCCGGGGUGGGAUGAGGCGGUUCACCUGCCCUCUCACAGGACUUUGGCCCAUCAACACCCUGAGGUGUACCCCCAGAGUAUGUCCUUUUGCUGGAAUCUUAGAAAAUGGAGCUGUACGCUACACAACUUUUGAAUAUCCCAACACGAUCAGUUUUGCUUGUAACACUGGGUUUUAUCUGAAUGGAAGUAGUUCUGCUCGAUGCACCGAGGAAGGAAAAUGGAAUGUUGACCCUCCUGUCUGUACUCCUGUAACCUGCCCUCUACCAUCCAUUCCUAAGUUUGCAACCCUUAGUGAUUAUAAGCCAUUUGCUAAAAACCACUCCCUCUACGGAAACAAGGCUGUCUUCGAAUGUUUGCCACACUAUGCCAUGUUUGGAAAUGAUACAAUUACCUGCACAGCACACGGAAAUUGGACUACAUUACCAGAAUGCAGAG